Enterobius vermicularis (human pinworm) is the source of this 243-nucleotide messenger RNA. The record is from the annotation of a GenBank genome assembly. NCBI's taxonomy places the organism in Eukaryota, Metazoa, Nematoda, Chromadorea, Rhabditida, Oxyuridae.
AUGGAAAUACCAAUGGAUUUGACACCAAUUCUUGGCUCUAAACUUGUACGUUUGGAUCCAAUGACGAUACAUCAACUGCAGGGUAGUAAGAUCUGUGAAGCAAUUGAUCAGUUUGCUCAACUAUCCGCCGGUGCAAUGCAACUUCGUCAACCGUUGACAACCUGCGAUAAGCUAACCAAUUCCGAUCAUACACUUUACUUACUCUGGGAUACUGUCGAGUUGAAAGGUAUAAAAUGGAUAUAA